CCCGCUGGCAUGCAGAUUGGAUCCGGGUCAUUAAAACUGCGCUGGCGAUGCCAGGCUGGUGCCAGGCUCAUUUUGAGGCUCAUUACACAAAAACACCACGUGACCCAGCGUGCAGGCCCUGGGGGCACCGAGGGCUUUAGCAAAUGCCGCACAAUAAAUUAAGAGCAAAGUAAGAAACAGGUUUUCUUUACUAUUCGGAGUCGUGGUUUGAAGGCAGCUGAUGAACUUGACUUCUCAGGGCCGGCGGGAAGCCCUGACAGGCCGGCCGUGGGUUCGGACGUCACUUUCCCAGGAUCUCGCUCUCCGCGGCGGCACCUGAAGUGCAGGAUGAGCCUGCCGAAUGCCACCGCCGUGACCCCGCUCCUGGCCAGGCUGUGGCGGGAGCCCCCCCACGCUCUCUACGUCCUCAUGGUGCUCGGCUUCUUCGGCUUCUUCACGCUGGGCAUCAUGCUGAGCUACAUCCGCUCCAAGAAGCUGGAGCACUCCCACGACCCCUUCAACGUGUACAUCGAGUCCGACGCGUGGCAGGAGCAGGACAAGGCGCUCCUGCAGGCGCGCGUGCUGGAGAGCUUCCGGGCCUGCUCCGUCAUCCAGAACCCGCUGGCCGUGGAGCGGCCCCACGCGCACCUGCCCGGGGCGAGGCCUUCGUCAUGACCGGGCGGGGGGACUGGACAGGGACCCCGGACAGUCCGAUUCCUCUAACCCCGGACAGUGCCAUUUCUCUCUUGUACUCUGUAUGGUAUGGACACUUUUUUUUUUUUUGCUGUUAUGAGGCUAAGGGGUGGGUUAGUAGCACUAUUUCUCUAAAAUCACAUUUGUUCUCUCAGAGACUGUCAGCUGUCCCCCAGGAUCUGGCCUCUGGGGGUAAGAGCUGCAUUUCCCAGACUCCCUUGCAGCUAGCAAGGUCCUGUGAUGACGUUCUGGCCGGUAGAAGUGGGACUGAGGAGGGCAAUUUCUGAGCGAUUCUUGAAAAGGGAAGGCCGUGUCCUCCCUCCACUCCCCUUCCCCACCUCCCAGGGGCUGGGCCGGGGGAGAGGUGAGGCAGCUCAGCUCCGGGACCGGAGGGCGUGUUCACAGAUGCAGAGUCUCUGGGCAGUGCCGCGGGCAGGUUCUCCCAUCCUUUCUGGACACCCGCCCGCGCAGACUUCACGGGAAAAGGAAACCAGCUCCCAUCUUCCUUAAGAUUCUUUUGGUUUAUGUUAAAGCAGCAGAACCAAUCUUCUAACUAACAUGGACUAAGAUGCAGGAGAAAACGAACCCCACUUCAGAACGCAUACCAGGAGGAAGGCGCUGGGUGGUCAUGGCAGGAGGGAGGGUGCCCCCCCACCCCCGCGGGCCCAGGGGCGGAGAGGGUGUGGGCCAGUGGCACCGCCUGGGGCCGAGGUGGCAGGGCCUUGCGAGGUGUGCGCCCACGGUGGCUGACUCGUGUCCUCCCGAGAGAUUCGUUCACGCCCCCGGUGCCUGCAGGGUUGGUUAUUGGGAAACAGAUCUUUGCCGACGGCAUCAAGGAAGAUGAGGCCAUUGGUGACUGAUGUCCUCGAAGAAGAGGGAGGUCUGGACCCGGACACACAGGAGAGCCCCGUGUGCCCACGGAGCAGAGACUGGAGUGACGCAGCCACAGCCACAGCCACAGCCACGGUCGCCUGGGUGACGCCACCACCGAAGCUGGAGGAGGCGAGGAGGAGGCCCCUGCAGGUCACGGGGAAGCGUGGCCCAGGAGCCCUUGACUCCGACCUCUGGCCCCCGGAACUGGGAGGCCACGGGUUUCUGUGGUUUCAGGCCGCACGGUGUGGCUUCUCUGUUACGGCAGCCACGGGAAACGCAGGAAUCACAGAGUGCCCUCUCCCCCACCCCCUCCCCGACAGCUGCUUUCCUCCCGCCUCCUUCCCCUCGCAGACGAGAGGUGGGAAGGGGCUGAGUGGGUGCAGGGAACAUACCUCCUUCUCUUCCGCAGUAGAAGGAAGCCUCCUUAGCCCGACCUAAGAGUCCAGAGCCACGUGCCGUGGGUUUCAGCCUCCUGCUCCAGCAGCACCGCAGCGUGUACAUGGACAGCCGUGGCCACGGGCAGCAUUAGCUACGGGCAGUGAUGGCCACGGGCAGCAUUAGCCACGGGCAGCUUUAGCCAUAGGAAGCCUUGGCCACGGGCAGCGCUAGCACUCUGGGACCCCUUGCAUGCUCAACCUGCUUGGGCAUUCCUAAAUCCUAUAUAAUAAAGAGCUAAUAC
This is a messenger RNA of Myotis brandtii (Brandt's bat), 2224 nucleotides long. Its product is annotated as potassium voltage-gated channel subfamily E member 1. The record is from RefSeq and is a predicted model, not a curated record. Gene Ontology annotation, molecular function: potassium channel regulator activity; voltage-gated potassium channel activity involved in ventricular cardiac muscle cell action potential repolarization; transmembrane transporter binding. The transcript has 3 exons. The coding region runs from base 328 to 654 and encodes 108 amino acids. Gene Ontology annotation, cellular component: membrane. Gene Ontology annotation, biological process: potassium ion export across plasma membrane; regulation of ventricular cardiac muscle cell membrane repolarization; membrane repolarization during action potential. NCBI's taxonomy places the organism in Eukaryota, Metazoa, Chordata, Mammalia, Chiroptera, Vespertilionidae.